AUGCAGAAGUUCUUCAAUCACCUGGAAGAACUACGCAUUCGCCAUGUAAGAAGCCUUGACGAGGUUUUUCAUAAAUUCAAUGCUUAUGAAACCACCUUCAUGAAUUCAUCAAUCGGUGUUCAAUUGGGUGAGGUUGCUAGGCAGCAGAUACGGGCAUUGAAUAAUGAGCGAUUGGCAAAGGGGAAGACUAAUACCUACUUGAGAAACCUCCGCGAAUUGCAACAUUUUUACCAUGCGAAGCAUCGAGAAGAUAUUGAGUUAUGUGCUAGCUGGUUGAUAGUGAUGCUCAACGCAAAUAUCGUUGGCCAGACCAACAUUGGUAAAGCGCUGCUACCCAAUCUUAUAACCUCCAAUCUUUUGAUUGGAACUAUGUGUCGUCGUGGUGAUCAGACCGUCUUUCAUUUCGACAACUUGCUCAGUGGUACAUUUGCCCCUAAUGGAGGAACCAAGGAUUACAACAGCGGCAAAGAAUGA
Messenger RNA from Rodentolepis nana, 474 nucleotides. The record is from the annotation of a GenBank genome assembly. Lineage: Eukaryota; Metazoa; Platyhelminthes; Cestoda; Cyclophyllidea; Hymenolepididae.